Molecule: messenger RNA, 8457 nt
Organism: Xyrichtys novacula (pearly razorfish)
Lineage: Eukaryota; Metazoa; Chordata; Actinopteri; Labriformes; Labridae
Source: the annotation of a GenBank genome assembly
AAAAAAAUGUCUAGCUAUCUCCACAAGGGGGCAGAGUUCUCCUUAAUAUUCAUACUAUAUCCACACUGUUAAAGGGUCAACUCAAACAACCAAGAAAAAAAAUACAUCAGAAUGGUUGUGAACUAUAUAUGCAGAUUAAAUUUCAUUAUUCCAUUCAAUCAUUGAGGGCGAAUAUAAAAAAGGAUUUUCAUCUACCUUAUUUUUUACUGCAUUAAAAGAUUCACUUUGCUGAGUGAUACAGCUGUAUAAUCAGCAGACACUCUGCUCCCCUCAGGUGCACAAUGCUUUAUUUACAGGUUUUGUAUUUUAAGCUUUGGUUUCAAGAAAAUGGGCAGAAGUCAUCUAGUGGUCUUGUGAUUAAGCAGAUACCAUCAAACAGUUUACUUUGCUCCAGAACCCUUUGUUGUUUCUUACUCUCUCUCUCUCAGUUUCCUGUCCAGUGGCAUACCAGACUAUAUGAGGAACAGGGAUUAAAAAAAGAAGAAAAGAGAGCCACAUGUCGACAGUCUUGAUCUUGAACUUAAAGAGAAAGAGAGCUGCAAACAAUCUAAGAAACUAGUCAGACACAAACCACUUUUUAACAACUAGGGCUGCAUUGUGUUGUAUUGCAUAAUAAAGCGUUGUAGUUUCUAAGCUGGAAGAACACCCUGCAGAGCCUUUUGUUCCAUUUUAUAGAGCACUUAAUCACAUUUUAUCCACCACAGGAGCCUCCAAGUGAGCACUUCUUCUGUUUAAGUUCCCAUUUCCAACAUAAAAACAAAGGCUGAAAAGAGAUAAACGAAGGUAAUAAUGAGAUUUAAUCAUUUCAGGGUCUGUAUAUUUUGAGUGCAAUGGAUGAUCUGUGGUUUUAGGAAGUGAAAAUGAACAUUAUUAACUGAUCCGCACGCUAUUGUGGAGUAUAUUAAGAGGCUCUACAGGGAUAUCACAGAGCAUAAUCAUCUCAUUUGAGAGUUAAAGGUAAUGUUACCACUUUAAUAACUUUAUAUUUCUUCUUUUUAAUCUUUAUUUUGAGGGAUUUAGAUGUUGUAACCCUAAAAUUCCCCUCUCCUAUCUACUGUAUCUCUGUGUGGAACACAUUUCAAGUUCAAUCAUGCAGGAAAUAUGACGUGUAAGGGUGGGAAUUUGAUUUCUUGCUUGGCCUCCAUUGUUUCACAAACAUCCUUCCACUACACGAGUAAAAGUGUGACAAAUAGCUCUGGACAAUCCCGAAAUAAUGACUGUGAAAAUGAUCAGAAACGCCUCCUGCUCAAUGUAUCAUGUAUCAUAAAAUGCUUUCACUGCAAGGAGCAGACUUAGAGCCGCAUAAAUCAACAUCAAUUCAGAUUGAUCAGAAGUGCCACUUCAAAUCAAGGUUUAAAUGAGUCUCCUUAAUUAGCUUUUUCAUACAGAAUUUUAAAAAAGUUGAAGUAAUCAAACAUGCCACUUCUGGUGUUGUGUGAGCUGAGAACCACAGACCGCAUUCCUUCAGUCAUGAGGCCGGCUGAUCUGAGUCACACGCUAACAGAAAGAAAGAAAGAGAAAGAGAGGAAAGACAGAGUGAUAAAGAGAGAGAGAGAGAAAACCCAAAGAGAGAAGUAGGAGGGGAACUUGCUGAGUCCCGUUUGAGCGUGAAAGUAACACUCCACCAGUCUGUGUGUACUCUACGACUAACAGGGCUGCAAUCAAGGAGUCAUUACUCUGUAUGGAAAUGAUCUUUGGAAGAAGAGAUGGGAUUACAGUCCUUACAGCUUUGUUGACGUGAUGGAUUUUUCAUUAGAAAGCAGGUAAGAUGUGUUGGAUAAUGUUUGUUUUGUACAGCUGCAUUGAAACUUUGAAGGAUACUGAAGCAACAAAUUUAAGACACACAAAAAAAGUAUGUCCUACUCUUCCAGGAAUUGCUUUUGAGCGAAAUACAAAAUGCAGAAUGAAUAGAUAAAUAAAUAGCUAAUUUUAAAGUUGUCUGCCUUGUAGCAAACACAAGUAUGAAAAAAAAACAAGCUGCAUCUUAGAGAUAACAAACUGCAAGUUCAGUUUUUACAGUGAUAAUAAUCAUGUUGUUUCCGCUUUAAAACUGCACCACUGCCGCCUGUGUUGUGUUAACAUCUUUAUAAUUUCAGCUCCUCUUUUGCAUGUGCAAAGUUUACAGGAAAUAAUACAUUUUCUCAGACUCUUCUUGACUCUAUUUAAAGGCGCAGAGGUGAGAAUGAAACACUUGAUAAAAUGCAAAGAGGAGUAACCAGCGAAGAGGAGCUGAGAGAGGUUAAGAGUUAACAUUACAGCUGCAGCUCUGAGUUUUCACACUUGAGUGGUGAAAUGUGGCUCCGUCACACAUAGGCAGGCGAGAAGUGAGAUGGAAAAGCACCUGCAGAGAGCCGGUUCUGUCUCUAAGAAGCACAUUUUUACUUUUAUCUUUCUUUUUCCCUGUCUGUCACAGACAUUAAGUGAUCACAGGAAGUGGUCUGUGGAGGGUUUUUGUUGGGUUGUGGUGUCAAGGCUAAAGAUGCUUCUUAUCUACCAUGAACAGACAGAGCUACAGUGUGGGGAUAAAAAGUGACAUUCAGGACAUUUUUAUCCAGAAAGCACUUUGAGUAUUGGCAGCCCUAGAGGCUUUUACAUUCACUUUAAGUCCCAUCUAAUAAGAGGGUAAAAGACCUGCUCUGCAUCAUAACACUGAAGGUCAUCAGCCCUAGAGAAUAAAGGAGGACUAGACUGAAAAUUUCAGGUAGGUAGGAAUAUUCUCACCUCUUCCUUCAGCUCAAGUUUACAGCAAGAAGUUGGUACUUUACUCUUAUACGAACCAGUGGUGUAAAAAGCUUCACAUGACGAAUUACACAAUUGAGUAAAUUACAUCAUUUCUUAUUUCACAACAAGUUUCUAGAAGGACAAAAUGUUCUGCUUUUAAAAAGUACUAAUUCAAAGCAGAAUUUUUAACACAAAAGAGUCUGUCUGACCUCUUCUUCUACUUCUUCUGCGAGCGAAGACUCUGACUUCUCCCUCUGAAAGCAGAAGUGAUCUGGUUUGGCUUCGUGCCGACGUCAGCCUUAUCAUCCUCCUUCAGUCACUUAAAAUAAUCAGGGGUUGUUAAUCAGUGACAAAAGCCGCGGCUUAUCAGAAGCCUUUUUCUAAAAACAGACAACACUCAUCUCGAGUGAACGCUCCACUUCACUUAUGGAUAAGUGCUACAGCUGUUUGGCUACAAACCAUUGAUGCAAAUAGGCCAUAAAGUCUGUUUCAAACUAAUAUUAUAGCCACUAUUUUUACCCUUGACCUCUUUUUUCCCCCGUGUUUCCAUUUUAAAUCACAUACUUACCUUAAUGCCUGAAACCACAAAUUAUGGCCAGAAAAUUCUAAUUUUUUUAGAGCUGAAAUGUUUAUUUCAUUUACUCCUGAAAACCAAAAAAAUCUAAAUGUCCUUAAAAUUUAAUAAAUAUAUUUAUUUAUCUCGUUUGAUAAACCACAAGACGACAUUUUUAUCAUUUAUCGGACUGUAUUCAGGUGUUUUUUUAGUGAUUUGUUGAUCAUAUUGAUUUGAUAGAAGUAUCAUAAAAGUAUGUAUCAAAUAUGAUACAAAAGGCAUUAAAGGGUUAGACUGCCAUUUCAAAUAAGACGUAAUCUCUUAUGUUUAUUCCUACUUCUCUGUUGCAGUCACGCUAUGAUUCUGUGGUCUCUUAUUCCUUUUUUUAUGAAGUGUUGAAUGACUGCUGUCACAUGAAAACGGAUCAUCUUUCAGUGACAGUUCAGCAGGAAUGACUAAGGAAAUUUCAUACUUUGCAUUUUGUCAUCAGCUCCAAGUGCUGCUUAUUGUUCAUGACUUUCCGGUGCUGUUUUCUCAUGAUUUCAUACUGAAUUUAUUGAAUUUUCUUCGAGGAUCAAUAAAGUUCUUCUUCUUCUUCUUUUUGCUCUGUAGACCUUGGAUUCAUCUAAGAUGAUGGAGGGGCAGAACGGCAUUGGCCAUCUAACGGAGGAGGAUGUGGAGGAUGUGCAAAUCAGACCGAAAUGGUCAAACGGUAGCAGCUUCUUCUUUGUUCUGAUUUCUUUUAUUUUGCAAUUGCACUGCAGAAAAACAAUAAACUUCUCCUUUUAGACAACCUCAGAAACAUGGAUGUGUUUUAUCCUUGAAUAAAGGUGUUUGGAAAUGAUGGAAACUGAAGGCUUGUCCUCUCAGGAAAUGUGUGUUUGAACAGUAUUUGUCUGCACAGCUUGAGUUUGUUCAGACCGGCUCCCCUCAGUUCAGGGAGAUGAUAAGACGGGUUAUUCAUAUUUGACUGCCCUACAUGGUUUUGUGUUCCUGCUGUGUUUCUUCUGCUGUAGUUCUCCGUAGUGUAAUCUUUUAGUUGUUGUUCUCUUAAAUCCCUGAACUUACUGCAAUUAUAUCACAGUUUACUAUUGGUCUUUCCUGUUCUCUCAUCUGAUCUCAGGUCAGUGCGUUCUGGCGCUACCGACCUCUUCGACUGUGAACCCCACUUUUGAUCUGUCUCAGUGUCGGGCCAAGCUGGAGGAUGAUGGCUUUGAGGUCAGCAAACGCAACGACUCACUGUAACCCAUAAAGUGUUAUUCAUUCAUGUCGAAGGUGGUGUUUCAGUUCAUUUUUGUUUUAUGUUGACAGAUUCCAGUCAGAGACUUGGAGGUCCCGCUGAAGAUAGCUCUGGACGUUCCCUCAGUCAGGAGAUACAUGGUUUUCAACUCGGCUCUCUUCCAUUUUAUAUUUGCACCGGUACGAUCAACCAUCAUCGACCACUGAAGUCUGAACUGUGCUUUUGAAUCUCCAUCAUAUCAUGUAAAGUCUAAACACCAGAAAAAAUAAGACCAGUGGUGCGUCAGUAAGGGAUUUGCAUACCAGGCCUUUUUGUUUGGUGUCUUGUUUGGGUGUGGUUUGUGAUUUUGAACCACCAGUUUGAAGUUGAACGUUAAUGAACCACAUCAUGUAAGCGUGUGGAGCUGGUGUUCUCGCUUUUUGCCUUUGGAGGGCAGAGAAAAUAGAUCAUGAUUUUAUCCCACACCAGGAUGAAAGGAGGGUGAACAGUACUUCAAAGUAAGCACUGACAAGCAGCACAUUAGCGCGGUGGUUAGCACUACCAUCCCACAACGGUCUGAAAUUCCUGCCGGGGCCGUCUUGUUUGGAGCUUUAGUGAAAGAAGACACGAGUGUUUGUUAGGGGCGAAAGAAUUUGUAUUAUUUGGAGUUUUUCGUGGUGAAUCCUUGACAAUCAGAAAGUCACACUUGUUUUGGAGCGUCUUUCCCUCAAAGGCCACCAUUGUGUUGAGGAAAGGUAGUGGUUCAAUCUAGAUCCUGGCAACUAGAUAUUGCUAAAAUUCCCAAUUUCAAUCCUCUUAGCCAAACUAAGGCUCCUGCUCUGAAAUUACCCUGCAUGAACACUGAUAAGUUUCCUUUUUUCCUGUUACUUCUAAUAAGGAUUUUAUAAGUUGGUAUCCAGCUGGAACAUUUCACCCUUUUUGGUGUCAGUAUAUUUUAUCACCUCUCUGCUCCCUCCUCCAGAUUCUGUACAUGGUUGUAUGGUGCGCUGUAUUUUCCACGCUCCACAUCUACAUUACUGUCAGCGACUACUGGGUCCUCUGCCUCUCUGUCAGCCUGGUCGCCAUCUUCAUCACCACAACCAUCAUCUUCAUCCUCCACCACAGUAACAAGGAUGUGAGUUAACCGCAUAUAUAGAAAUAUAUCAAAGAGGAACUCAGGCGUGUCAAAUUUUACUUGUUUUUAUCUCUUUUUGUGCGUCAGAUCGACAUGAAUUUGGAUGUUCGGUUAAUCCAGGUGAAUGAGAGGAUGGUGAAACACAAGCUGCUGGUGGCCGUCGCCGACUGGGUGCAAAACUGCAACGGAAACAUGAAGGUGGGUCAGAUUAAACAAGCUGAAAUUGAGAUUUUUAGGUUGUGCAUGUGCCUGAACACCAUCUCUUUGUCCUGUAUCUCUUCUUCUGUGUCUCUCUGCAGCUGUAUUUCGUGUACUGGGACAUGUCUCACUGUCUGAGGUCACUCACCGAAACUUUAGAGGAGCAAAGCUUUGUGGCGAAAGACCUCGAGGUAAGAGAGUCGUGUGCGUCUGUGGCUGCACUUGAUCUCUUGCUGUAUCAUCGAUUUUUCUGUUGCUCUCUUGUUUUCCCGCCUAACAAAUCAAUAGAAACAUAAUUCUAGUUGUUGGUUUAAGGGUGUUCGUUUCUGGACUUCAGGCAAACAGAAGUGGAAAUCAAAAUGAUCAAAUCACAUUUUUUUAUCAGAAAAAAAUGAAGAGGAGAAUGUCACAUCUGGUCCUGGUGACUGAGGUUAACCCCGAGGUCGGGGGGUCAGAUAUGGAGCAGGACCUGGAUGAGCAGAGACCUCUGCUGGGAGAAGAGGAGAUCAGCUGCAGUACCACAUCCAGCCAGCGGGAGGACACCAAAGUCACCACGAGCUACAGUCUGUUCCCUGAUGAAUCACUACCUGCUCAGGUAACCAGACUUUUUGUUUUUCAAUUUAAAAUUAAAGCCUUAAUUACUAUGUUUUUCAUUUAAGGACAGUAAUUUAACAUUAUAACCUUUCUUUCAGAGUUUUUAUGGGUCAUAGUUUACACCAAAUUAGUAUCCAAUUAGACAAAUCUUACCAGGGAGGUUUUGAAUGACUAAGUAAAUAAUCAAAUUCUUUAAAAAGCUGUAUUUAUCCUGUGUUUAACUAACUGCUUUGAGUGGGCAAAAGACUGCAAAAGGACUAUUCAAAUAUAUUCCAUUUACUCAGAUAAUUAUAGAUAUUUUUAUAUUUACACUACUGUUUUUAGAAAGAAAGAAAGCAUUCAGCUCUUACACAAUGACUCUGGGUGUUUCCUUUAUGGGGUAUUUUGGGACAGAUGGAUGACUAUGAAUGCCUGAAGUUAUUGUUUUUUGCACAUUUCCUCAAUGCUGAGCAGUAUCAGUUCCAGUUUCGCCACCUCUGACGAUUUCUUUAAUGCACUUUUUGCAGGCCAAAGCGUACCAGCUUCUUAUAACCUACAGCGCCGCAUAUAUGAAGCUGCUGGUGUCACAGAGGCUGUCAAACCACCGCCUACGUCCUCGGACGAAUCACUGCAGCGCUGCCCCUCUCUGCCUCUGUCAGUACAUCAAAAGGAAGAUCCUUCAAUGACAGAUCGGACUGGUGCUGGGGCACUUAAGGACUCGCUCUCUCUCUGCAGACGCUCUCGUGAUGAGAGAGCAUUUCCUCUAGGGCAAACAUGGCUUCUGCUCCAUGUUUGAGGACGUUUUGAUGACCUCUUUGGCGCUCCACACUUCUCAUCACACAGUUGUAUUUUUUUAAAUCUUUUGUCCAGCGACUGCACCUCUGCUGCUGUUUGCAUGCCAGCUCUGUGUUUGCACCACCUGGGUCCAUUUGGUCCCAACAAUCCUUUCAACCUGCCAAAAGCUGUCAAGCUGGGAACAAGCUGAGGUCUGUUCCAGCUGCUGUAGAACAAUAUUUGUACAUCCUGUACACAUGACAAUUACUGCUUUAGUUACUGCUGUUCAAAACAUUUGCACAAGUAUUUAUUAUUGUUUCUUUCAAACACAGUCUGCUGUGUUUCUCUGUGGUCAAAGUUUAUACAGAUGUGGAAAGUAGAGAGCGCGGUAUUUUUAAUACUGAUGCUCGCUGGUGAUAUCUCUGUACUUGACAGUGUUAGAAAACCACUCUGAUCUUUAACUUCAGAAAACAAAUAAUACUAAUAUUAGUUUCAGCACAUUGUUUAAUUUUUUUUUAUUUGUCCCCUUAUGACCUAAAAGGGCAAAAGAGGCUGUUCAAAAGAAGAGAGACUAUUUCUAUAAUUAUUUUCAGUGUGUGAAACCACCAGCAGCCCGAGUGAUAAACCGUUUACUUUGUUCACAGAGGGCAUCUACAUCAAGACAAACUAAAUGUUCCUGACUGGAGCUUUAAAAGUUUGGAAGGUUGUCUAUGAGACAAUAAACAUGUGUAAAAUCCUUGUGUGCAUGAAUUAAUAUUCUAUACAUGUGUAAAUAAAUACAGUAAAAGGUGCGAUAUUUUCUUUAAUUAUUGUUAAGUAGAUUUAAAGUUGCAUUAAAUUCGAUUUAAGUACUUUAAACUGUGUGCUGAAGAACAAGACGUGCCACUUACUUGCCUUGAAUUAUUUUUGCAUUGAUGUAAUGUCAUUUAAAACUCACAAGAUUGAACACGGGACAAACUAAAGCUGAUACUGAUGCGUCUUUAUCGCCCACAAAUGCAAAUGAAACCAUCAGUGUGAAGACUGACAAUUUCCUUAUUGUUUUUUUUUUUUUUUUUUUGACGUAUGAAACACAUUGUGGUGAGUAAAGGUGUUAGAGGUGAUAAACGACAAACCGCCAGUACAGAAUUCUCUCACAUUUCCUGCUGCAAUAAUUCUUGAUGCCUGAUAAAUUUGACUGGUAAAGUUUAAAGACAACACAUGUGUACAGGGCAUGGUUGGGAAAGAGAUGCGGCACCACUUUGUCUACAGGGCGGAUCAAAAUAAACAAAAACUGAAAAUCUCUCA